Messenger RNA from Scophthalmus maximus (turbot), 4429 nucleotides. RefSeq names its product 5'-nucleotidase, cytosolic IAa (gene nt5c1aa). Gene Ontology annotation, cellular component: cytoplasm; cytosol. The transcript is spliced from 7 exons. Lineage: Eukaryota; Metazoa; Chordata; Actinopteri; Pleuronectiformes; Scophthalmidae. Gene Ontology annotation, molecular function: magnesium ion binding; nucleotide binding; 5'-nucleotidase activity. Bases 529 to 1683 code for a protein of 384 amino acids. Gene Ontology annotation, biological process: adenosine metabolic process; nucleotide metabolic process. The record is from RefSeq and is a predicted model, not a curated record.
AGAGGGACAGGCAGAGACAUAGCAGCAGAUGGACUUCUGUGCAGACCUGCCAUACACUUACGAAUGGUAGACUGUAUAUGUGACAGCUUAUGUGUGUGUGUGUGUGUGUGCAUGGAUAAGAGAGUGUGUGUGUGUGUGUGUGUGUGUGUGUGUGUGUGUAGGAUCAUGGUUCUGAAAGAGUGAGUGUCUUUCAUGUGCCCUGGUAUUGGAUGCAGGCAGCAAUAAUCCUCUUGAGGGAAUCUCGGCUACAGACAAGUGAGCAGGAGCCAGGGGAGGGAACACGUUCGGCUCGCCACACUCAGGUGCAAGCACCGGCAAACCGCUGCGGCACACCUACGAUCAAUGCAGGAGCAUCUCUCCAUGAAUGCUACCGAACGGUAGCGGGACCCUUUUUUUUCUCCAUUUGGUUGCAUUUAGAUCUUUUUCUUCCCUCCCCCGAGAAGAGAGAAGUGUGUCUUCGCCGCAGGCCGAGCAGUCGGGACGGUGCGCCCCUGGGAGCGAGCGCAGACAGAUCCUCCAUGCUUGAAGAUGAGUCUGGACGCCGUGCAAGUGAUGAGCGGCCAGGUGAAGGAGCUCAAAGUCCCCCCGCCGUCCAACGGGGACAGCAGGGGAUCAUGGGAGGAGAAAGAGGAGUUUGACCGAGAUCACCUGGGCCUCAGCACCAAGCCCAAACCGGUGACAGGGAGACGAGCCCGGAAGGUGGAGGGAGGCGUGUUCUUCCCAAAGCCAGAGAACGCAGUGACUGUCGCCGUUUCCUCUCGCGUCCUGUUUCGGACGGAGCGCGAGCAGAAGGUGUUCGAGCAGGAGGGGGUGGAGGAGUAUCUGAGAGACCAGAUCGCACACGAGGACGAACCUUUCGCCCCCGGGCCCGCGUUCCCCUUUGUCAAAGCUCUGGAGACGGUCAACGGUCGCCUGCGGGAGCUGUACCCACAGAGUGAGGAGCUGUUCGACAUUGUUCUGGUGACGUACAACCACGCGCACGUGGGAAUACGACUCAUCAACACCAUAAACCAUCACAACUUGUUCAUUGAGAGGUUUUGUAUGACGGGCGGGAGCAGUCCUAUUGGCUACCUGAAGGCCUGGCACACCAACCUCUACCUGUCCGCUGACGCCGAAAAGGUCAGGGAGGCGCUGGCUGAAGGCAUCGCAGCGGCCACCAUGUUCAUGCCAGGGAAGCAGACGGAGGUCUCCGAGUCGCAGCUGAGGGUGGCGUUCGACGGCGACGCCGUCCUCUUCUCGGACGAGUCGGAGCGCAUCUUCAAGGCUCACGGGCUGGACAAGUUCUUCGAGCACGAGAGGGCGAACGAGGACACGCUGCUGGAUCACGGUCCCCUGAAGGGCUUCCUGGAGGCACUGGGGAAGCUGCAGAAAAAGUUUUACGCCAAAGGCCACCGGCUGGACUGUCCCAUCCGGACGUACCUGGUGACGGCUCGCAGCGCGGCCAGCUCUGGGAUCCGGGCGCUGAAGACGCUCCGGGCCUGGGGCCUGGAGAUCGACGAGGCCCUGUUCCUGGCGGGGGCACCGAAGGGCCCCAUGCUGGAGAAGAUCCGGCCGCACAUCUACUUCGACGAUCAGAUGUUUCACGUGGAGGGCGCGGCGGAGGUGGGCACCAUCGCUGCCCACGUGCCCUAUGGCAUUGCACAGAAACACAACCCCAAACAGAAAGCCGGUGUGGGGAAGUAGGCAGAAGGAGGACGGGGGGGGGGAGGAAGUUCGGAGAGUUUGGAAAGAUGAACUUUGACUGUGUUGUGUGUGGAAAUGCAUCAUUUCCACACCGUGGCAAAUGUAUUCUAUGUCUGUUUUUAUCACCAUGCAAACUGUCUCAGCUUGAUGCUAUAUUGUCUUCGGAGUCAGACACAAGUCCAGGUAGAGGUCGAGCAGGAGUCUGGGACCUGAGAUGAUAUUUUAAAAAGCCUCAGUCUGCUCAAUACUGACGUGUUUGGUCAGAACUUGCUUCAUAUGCAGGGGUGCACAUACGCUCUUAGGUCUGGUUGUCAAGAAGUCCGAUGAUGAUUGGUAUUUUGCUCUCCUCAUUAAAACAUGGUUGAACGACGAUGUGGGUCCACUACCGGAUUGAGCCUGCGCUUGGAUGUUUGAAUCCAAGAUUCCACAGCAGGCUUUGGGUAAAAAAAAUUCUCUGCUGUCAUCUCAGACGAGUGGGUGAGAGGUGGGAGUCUGCUUUUUUUCUAAAAAGGAUAUUGAGAUGUGAAAAGCCAAACACACGCAGCGCUGCUCGAGGGCAGUGUCAGGGACAACAGAGGGAUUUUUCCUGAAAGUUGGAGAAACGGUCUGGAAACGCAUCCGUUUCUCUUGACAGGGAGAAACUCCGUCAGCAGACAAGCUGGCCUCAGGUUCCUGAAGGAUGUCGUUCAUAAAUUCAUAUCUGAAUUUGACAUCUCAAUACAUCAGCGAGUCAGCUUCUCUAUUUGAACAGUGUCUCCGCUGUCGAGCAGAGGUGUCAGCUGUCCACUCGGCACCGCCAAAGCUCAGUUUUGAAAUUGUCUUGCUGGGACCAGGAGAGCGAGAGCAUCUAUUGUUCAGAAUAAUAACCUGAAACUUUUCUUGGUUAUCACAAAGGCAGAUGCACCAGUUACAGUAUGUGCACCCCGUAUGAAUGACUAUACAGGAACUUUAAAGGUGCCUCAGUGCCGUUCUCUUUCUCUGACUACCACUUGUAUUCAUGGAGGAGACACCUCUCAAGUCGGAGGAUGCUGAAUGAAUGGAUUCCCUGACUCCUGUUUAAGUCAAGCGCAGAGACGACUCGCCACGCUGCCAGUGGAGCAGCCGUGGGCACAAUGCAGAGAUGCUAAAAGGUUUUAAAGUUACAGGUGACAGUCAAUGCGUCCGUCGUUUCAGAGUUUGACUUCACAAGAAUGUGACACUGUUUGUUUGCUACAAAAAAUGCAAAAUGUACUGUAUAUUACUAAAGAUGGCAAUAUUAUCUAUAACCGUGCUAGUCCAAAACAAAUAUAGAAUCCACAAGUUUCAGUUGGUGCCUUACAGUUUCAACAAAGACACUAUUUUGUAACCGUGCCGGUGGUCGUGGUCGGUGCAGCGCUGUUAGAUGCUCUGCCGUUAAAUCCGGAAAAGGACAACGACUCCUCCAAAAUCCAUGAUUUGUUUCCACCCCCAUCAGCAUGUGGAGUUGGGCGUCCGCAGAGCCCCUCUGAGACUAAGUGCACCAGAGUGAUUUCUGAACGGCUGGUUGAUGCGUUGCAACUUGCCUUUGCUCGCUCAGGCCAAAAUGGUGGGCAACAGUUUUGUGAGAAUUGCAGUCCAGGGGGGCUUGUGUGCAUAGCUUGUCUUGUUUGAAAGUCAACCAAGUAGCACGAGUGAGGGAAUUGAAGCCCGUGAGAAAGAUGUUAAAGGUGACAUAUUAUGCCAAAAAAAAAAAUGUCAGUGUUUGUGCGCAUACAUGUGGGUAUUUGUGGAGCCUGCCAGCCCACGAACAAACGGCAGGGUGGUCUUUCUUUCAAAGUUUGUGAGCUGGCUAAACCCUCCAGCCUGGCUCUGAACAACUGGUUCAGAUUUCUCUCCCACUGUGAUGUCACAGUUGGACACUUUUGGGGUAACCCCACAUGCAAUCAGAGAAACUCUACUUUCUACUUUUUUGGUGAAAGGGUAUAAUGAUUACUACACAUUUUGAAACCGGUCGACCAAUAACAACAGAAUGGGCCAGAUGGCCAAUUAAGAGCAGACUGGGAUUCAUCGGGAGGGGGAGGGGCUAAAAUAAUAAAUCCAUUUUAAGACAGAGGGUGAAAAGAGGAGCUGCAGGAAUCGGCAGCGAGAGAACACUGAUGCCUUUUCUGAACGUUAGAGCAUGUAAACCUUUUCAAGUGGUCACGCAGAUUAAAAGUAUGAACCUGAAUAUGAGCAUAAUAUGUCACCUUUAAAUGUGCAUAGAGCAGCUAUCUUGAUGAGACCCCCUCCUGUAUAUCGAGGCGAAUACAGACUCUCAGUCUCUGCUUAGGCGUUGAUUGAUGGUGUGAAUCAAUACUCGAUUGGUAAUCAAUAACUCAUUCCUGUUGCAGAGUGACUUGUGUUUAAACUGGAAAACAUGAAUUUGCCGUCCAUUGACCAAAUGGCAGCAGUGGCCUUUUAGAAAUGUCAAUCCACUUCACGUCACUCCGUCACUGCCGGCAGCUCCUGGCAGCUCCUGGCAAAUCGUUCACCUGGGGUCUAUUCAUUACACCUCAUCAGUGACAAGCAGAGCCACGGGCAUCAUUAUGCCAUCAAAAAGAACAGAGGUGUCUUUUGGCAGUUGUGUGCCAUAAAAGGAGUUGAGCUGGGUUAUCAGAGCAGAUCAAGGCCGGCGAGCUUUAACUACAAAGUUCAAGACGACGACAGAUCCUUAUUAAACAAGUGGCAUUGCAAAUAAGAGAAUGUAAAUGAACAAUGUGGACAAUAAAUAAAGACACUGAUUAUAGUG